AGGGCAUUGCUUAAUGUCGAUAGCUAAGCAACAACAGCUGAGCUCCGCGCGCAGAACGUCCAUGGCCAUGGUGGGAGCAAAGUGCUGCCUAGUCCUCAGCUGCUUCCCGUACGUGCUCCUAGCCAUAUCCAGCUGCCUUCUUCCUCGAGUCACCUCGCUUACCUUCGACUAUAACUUCUCCGCCCCGGGCGUCCUCGCCGGCGCUGACCUCAAGUACAUGAACGACUCCGGCCCCGCCCUCGGCCGGGACCGGAUCGACCUCACGAACCUCUCUAGGAGCUGGAGCACCGGCCGCGUCGGCCACCGGCAGGCCGUGCGUCUCUGGGACGACAGCACCGGCAAGGUCGCCAGCUUCAGCACCAACUUCACCUUCGCCGUCAAGCCCCUCAACGCCACCACGAGCCAGGCGAGCAUAAUUCGACCCUCACCUUUCUGUAGCCUGUAAUGUAACUAAGUAUGUAUAUCCAUGACAUGCCUGCGCUCACCGCAGCAGGGUGAUGGCAUGGGGUUCUUCGUGGGGCCUUACCCGGCGAGCCUGCCGACCGACGCCUCCGGCGGCUUCCUGGCGCUGUUCAACAACCGCGGCAACCCGGCGAACACCUUCUUCCCGCCAACCGUCGGUGUGGAGUUCGACACGUUCAGGAACGUCGACUGGGACCCCAACGACACCGUGAACCACCUCGGCGUCAACGUCAACAGCAUCAGCUCCAUGGCGUACGCGGCGCUGCCGGACGGGAGCUUCAAUGGGGUCAUGUCAGCGUCGGUCAGGUACGACGCCGGUGCCGCCACGCUCUCGGCCACUCUGCACAUGCCAGAGCAGAGGACUUACACCGUCAGUGCCAGCGUGGACAUGAGAGCCGCCGGUCUGCCACAGGACGCGGCGGUCGGAUUCUCGGCGGCCAUCGGGGACUUGGUCGAGCAGCACCAGAUCCUUUCUUGGUCGUUCGAGUCCACUCUCACCGUCACCGAUUACAAAACCUCGAAGAGGAAAAGGACAGGUCUAAAUCUAAUAGCGGGGCUGGUAUCCGUCGGUGUCUUCGUCUUGUUGGCCGUGGCCGCAUGGCUCGGCUACCUCCAGUAUCUGAAAAGAAAGGGCAAGCACACGCAAGAGGCGUCUGAAGAUGCCGAGGAGAUCCCCGUCGGCGUAGACAUGGACAACGAGUUCGAGAAAGGGGCAGGCCCUCGGAGGUUCGGUUACGGCGAGCUGUCGCGGGCGACCAAGGGGUUCUCCGACGAGGAGAAGCUCGGCGAGGGCGGCUUCGGGGCGGUCUACCGAGGGCACCUGCACGAGCAGGGGCUCCACGUGGCCAUCAAAAGGGUCUCCAAGACGUCGAGUCAGGGGAGGAGGGAGUACGUCGCGGAGGUGACCAUCAUCGGGCGGCUGAGGCACCGCAACCUCGUUCAGCUCGUCGGGUGGUGCCACGAGGCCGACGAGCUCCUGCUCGUCUACGAGCUCAUGACGAACGGCAGCCUCGACGACCAUCUCUAUGCUUCCAAGAGCGUCCUCGCGUGGCCAGCCAGGUACAGGAUCAUUCUCGGCAUGGGCUCGGCGCUGCUCUACCUGCACCAGGAGUGGGAGCAGUGCGUGGUGCACAGGGACAUCAAGCCCAGCAACGUGAUGCUCGACGCGUCGUUCAACGCGAGGCUGGGGGACUUCGGGCUCGCGCGCCUCGUCGACCACUGCCGCGGCGCGCACACGACGACGCUGGCCGGCACCAGGGGGUACAUGGACCCGCAGUGCGCGGUGACCAGCCGGGCCAGCGCCGAGACCGACGUCUACAGCUUCGGGGUUGUCCUCCUCGAGGUCGCCUGCGGACGGAGGCCCGUCGUCCCGCAGCUGGAGGAGGAGGAUGAGGGGAGGGUCAUGCUCGUGCGGUGGGUCUGGGAGCUGUACGGGAGAGGCACGCUCCUCGUCGACGCGGCGGACGCGCGGCUCGACGGCGACCUGGACGCGCGUGAGAUGGAGCGCGCGCUGGUCGUGGGCCUCUGGUGCGUGCACCCGGACUACGGCUUCCGGCCGUCCAUCCGACAGGCCAUGAGCGUGCUACAGUUCGAAGCACCGCUUCCAGACCUGCCGCCGGAGAUGCCGGUGGCCACGUACGCGCGGGCGCCGCACAGGUCGACCUACACGUCGUCGUCGACUGGGGGUUCCAGUUCCAGCACAGGUGGACGCUCGAUCACAAGUGACCUUACGGCGGAGAGCCGUCGUCCCUGGGCCAAUGCCGACACGAGGAGCGCCACGAGGCCCAUUGCGUUCACGACGAAUCAGACGAGCGAGGGCACCAGAGCGGCUGAACGUCGUGCUGCCGCCGCGCGCCUUCUACAUGCCGAGGAGCCUGUAAAACUUAGUGUAGUCGUCGUCGUCGCUGUCUCCAUGCCAGCAGCCGUCCUUGCUACACCCCUGGCCCGCGUCGCCGAUGCGUGA
Molecule: messenger RNA, 2425 nt
Organism: Triticum aestivum (bread wheat)
Lineage: Eukaryota; Viridiplantae; Streptophyta; Magnoliopsida; Poales; Poaceae
Product: L-type lectin-domain containing receptor kinase IX.1
Exons: 3
Coding region: 467-2425 (652 amino acids)
Biological process (GO): protein phosphorylation
Molecular function (GO): carbohydrate binding; ATP binding; protein kinase activity
Source: RefSeq, a predicted model, not a curated record